GCAAAAGUAGGAUUUUUCGUACUUGCAGUACUUCUACUAGUAGUACACCGUCCAGAGUGCAACGUCAAGACUGAAGCCAGGCGCUCUACUCCUCGGGUGGAUCCUCGACGACGAGUUUAUUCGCAACACAUCCUCGUCUCACUUGGGCAACCUCCUGCUCGGGGCAUCAACAAAAUCAAGCGGUUCUUUUCCUUUUGGCAAGUGCGAAACAAAGCGAGAACAAGUCGAUCUACUCUAGUGGUAGGAGCCUCCGUAACAGGAGCCACCCCACAUUGCAAGAUGGCUGCGCUUACUUUCACCGGUCAUCGCAGAGGGUUGAAGACAAUCGCCAGCUCUUCGCAUAUCUGCUCGCGUCAUGCGGCCGCAGUGGUUGCCGCGUUUGGUCUUUUGAUCAUCAGCGGCGGCCCCGGUAUAGCCGAAGCAAAGCUGGUUCUCAAGGCCACAAGCACAACGACCUUUGGAAAUGAUAAUCCCAAAUCGUCGCUUGUGGCCGGUCGGUCUGCUCCGUCGCCUUCCGAAGCACUUACAGUACUAGAUGCAGACCAAACGCGACGUGGAACAGAAUGCGAAGCAGGAACAGAAACUACUACACGUGCGUCUGCCCCUGCUCUGAUCGGAAGCACCAGCUGCCUUGCCUUUGCAGCACAGGAAGCGCAGCGAGACCACACCCAGCACCAGCACGUUGCGCCGGAGCUGCUUGGCACCGCGACCUCUUUGGCUCUGGCCCAGGAGCAGCAGCUUUCUCAUCAUGAUCUACUAGUACCGAAUGAAGAUCACAACCAUGAAGGCUCGUCUUUUCCCUCGGCCUCGUCUUCUGCUGCCCGACGGCACAGCACCUCUGGGGGCCCGGAGCUCUUUUCCAUUGCCACGCCGCGAGAAGUAGUAGAGGGCUCCAAGCAGGGGCAGGGCUGCACGGAGGAGAGCCGCAGCUGUGCCGUUGUUUAAGUACCUGUUAAUGUUCUGGACAACAAUUUUGCUGUUGAGGAAAAAGAAAGAGUCGAUUUUAUUUUAGGAACUUCUUCUGCAGGAGGCGACAUUGAUUUUACAAAGCGAAGUAAUUUUUACCGUCCACAUACACGUGGACGCACAAUAGACAAAUUUCAGCAACCUAGGUGAAGCCGACUUUAUCUACACUUGCCUGCGGUCUUCUUCACGCUGACUUUACGAAACGCACACAGAGACGACGACGAAAAUUGUCAUGGAAUGCGAUUUUGCCGCACCCGAAUAAGCGAAGUCUUUUGACUGUGAGGUGGUGAUAUAUGUUCCUAUUAUAUCAAUUGGAAAUUUCUUUGUCAAUUGGACGCUGCAGAACUUGAAACUGCAGACCGUAGCGCACCAGUAGCGUUUCAUCUUUAAUAGAAAGCACACCCUUUUUUUUUUCUUUGGAAAACGAAAAACAAGGGGACACAACGGGCACUAAUAAAACAGAUGCCGCAGUAGAUGAUAGAUUGUAAAACAAGAGGCGGGCCAUAGAUUCCUGGCACAAAGGUAGAUGAUAUUAUGCCAGGUCGUGGAAGAUUAAAUUUUCCAGCUUCGCUGAUUGGUUUCGGUUUGCCAGCGCCACGUCCGCGUAUCAUUGUUCUUUGGAAAAAAUUGAACCGACGACGAGAAGCAGAAUUGUUGUUGGACUUCGAUUGUUCUACUGGUUGUACCUGGGCUGAGUGCUGCAGGAAGUACUUAGUUUUAGC
Molecule: messenger RNA, 1688 nt
Organism: Amoebophrya sp. A120
Lineage: Eukaryota; Dinophyceae; Syndiniales; Amoebophryaceae
Source: the annotation of a GenBank genome assembly